AGGGAGGGAGGGUAUUCUCCUCUUUCCUCUCCGAGGCGAGUGCAAAGGAGAGGGUGGGUGGCUAAGACUUGUUGAUGUGGAAGAUGGGUUGAUCUAUAGACGGAAACAAGAGUCACCCUUCAUCGUUUUUCUUACAGCGCGGGAUUGAUGCCAAAUGCGCUUUUGCGCGGGAGAGGUGUGCGUGUGCAAUGGUGCCUAUAGAUAGCCUAUGUGUUUCCAUGCUGGGUCUCCUAUCCUGUCUUUUCGAUUACGCACCUGAUUGCUGUCUCUCCAACGAACGGUGGGUUUAAUAUGAAAUUCCCCACAGCCGUAUUGUCUCCUCCGCAUCCGGCAGCGUAAGUUUAUCUAUUUGUAUGCAGUUGUCACACCGCCCAGACGUCAUCCGCACAGGACCCGGUUAAGCUUAGGUUAGCCUACAUUUUCUUUUCUCUCCAAUCGGUGUACAAUCGUCCAUGUUGUGUGUGUGUUUCUCUUGGACCACAAUACCAAUCUACAAUGACAGCUCAGAUGUGAAUGGAAGUGGACUAUACAAAGAGAAGACGUGAAAACGCAUCAUGCAGCCAUGCGGUCGGAUAGGUAUAGCCUAUAUUGCUAUUCAAUAGGCCUAGAUAUAGCCACGUUUGAUAUUUACGUAUUACUUUGAUGUCGUAUUUAUCGUACUGACAUGUAUUGGUUAAUAUUUGACUCUCCAAGAUGAAUGGCCAUUUCAGGAGCAGUGUCGCGUAUUGAAUGGUCAGCUUGGCUAAUAUUUCUGCGUAAACGUCGUGUACCUAAGCUGUACCCUGGCGAGUGAGUGCCCAUCGUCCGACGGUGAUAAUCACCCAGAAAAGCGCUUUUGUUUGUUUGUUUGGACGGCUGGCGGAACACACGCGCGCACACACACUCAACACAGCGUGGCCACCGCUGUCCAGCGUGCUGAGUUCUGAAUCCUGCACCGGUCUCCAGGACGAGAGGAGGGAAGGAAGACAAAAGGAGAAGAAGAGACAGGAGUGUGGGAAGGGGAGGCUACAACACACACUGGACAUUUAGCAGGGGAUGGAAGUGAAAAUGUCACCCAAUAAAUCGAAAAUCAAUACGCAGAUAUGACUGUUGAGCAAUCUCGUUUGGGGUGAGUUUUUGCCAAGCAAUUUCACCAGCUAGACUCCUGAUGAAAAUAUGGAAUGAAAUAAUUUUAUGACAACAGUUUCAUGAUUCUCACGAACCGUACAAUUAAUGAUAACGCAAUGUUUCAUAAGCACUAAAAUGUAGUGUCUGUACACUAAAGGCAGUUAUCAAAAAGUAGACUACUAUUUAAAUAUACCUGAUUCUACACCACGGACCGUCUAGCCGCCAAUAUGGGACUGUGACCGUGCUGCGAGCGACUAGAGGCGGUUGUUUAUGUGGUCUGUGCUCCGUGUGCGGACGGAGUGCGGACCGGACCUGAGCAGCAGUGAGACAUUGAGCCAUGGCAGCCGCUAUUGCCAGCGGUCUGAUCCGGAAGAAGAGGGAGGCACGGGAGCAGCAUGUAGACCGACCACCCCCAAACAGGCGGAGGAAGAGCCCCAGUAAGAACAAGGGGCUCUGCAAUGGCAACCUGGUCGACAUCUUCUCCAAAGUGCGUAUCUUCGGCCUGAAGAAGAGGAGACUACGGAGACAAGAUCCCCAGCUCAAGGGUAUAGUGACCAGGUUAUAUUGCAGGCAGGGAUACUACUUGCAAAUGAACCCAGAUGGUUCUCUCGAUGGGACCAAGGAUGACAGCAGUAACUCCUCUUUGUUCAACUUGAUUCCUGUGGGUCUCCGAGUUGUUGCGAUUCAGUCUGUGAAGACAGGGUUAUACAUCUCCAUGAACGGGGAGGGCCAUCUGUACACAUCAGAACUCUUUACGGCAGAAUGCAAGUUCAAAGAGUCUGUGUUUGAGAACUAUUAUGUGAUCUACUCGUCGAUGCUGUACAGGCAACAGGAAUCAGGGAGAGCUUGGUUCCUGGGGCUCAACAAAGAGGGCCAAGCCAUGAAGGGGAAUCGAGUGAAGAAAACAAAACCAGCUGCUCACUUCCUGCCCAAGCCAUUAGAAGUUGCUAUGUACAGAGAGCCAUCGUUGCAUGAUGUAGGAGAGACCAAAGCGCCCAAAACAGCCGUUCCUCCCAGUAAAAGCACAACCGAGCCCCCAGUGAUGAAUGGAGGCAAACCAGUCAGCAAGCCUACUACUACUACUACUACUGCUACUGCUGCUAAGCCCCCCACAUAGCCACAAUUCACCUGGUGUGUGUGUGUGUGUGUGUGUGUGUGUGUGUGUCUGUGUCUGUGUGUGUGUGUGUGUGUGUGUGUGUGUGUGUGUGUGUGUGUGUGUGUGUGUGUGU
Molecule: messenger RNA, 2336 nt
Organism: Oncorhynchus mykiss (rainbow trout)
Lineage: Eukaryota; Metazoa; Chordata; Actinopteri; Salmoniformes; Salmonidae
Gene: fgf14
Product: fibroblast growth factor 14
Molecular function (GO): growth factor activity
Source: RefSeq, a predicted model, not a curated record